CAGGCAUGGCUGUCUAUGGAAGUUAUAGUAUGAAAGAAGAAGAAGAAGAAAAUAAUGCCAUCGCAAUUUGAUUUACUAUCCAGUAAUCUGUGUAUUUUACUUUGUCAUUAUGGACACGAGCUGUUUUGUGGUUUGCAUUACUGUCGCCAUAUGACCUAUGUCUGCGGACUGACACCGACAGAUUUUGGGAUUUCUCUGUAAACAUCAAAGGAACUGAUGUGGGUCAAUCACUGACACUGAAUUAUCACCGAUUUUGAUGAAAAUCAAGAUGACGGUGACUUACUCCAGUAAAGUCGCCAACGCCACCUUCUUCGGUUUCCACCGACUGCUGCUUCGAUGGAAAGGCAGCAUAUACAAACUGCUUUACCGGGAGUUUAUAGUCUUUGUCCUUUUAUACACCGUAUUGAGCAUUGUGUACAGGCUGGUUCUGUUGGACCCUCAGAAGCGUUUAUUUGAGAAGCUUUCCCUCUACUGUGACAAGUAUGCUGAACAGAUCCCAGUUACCUUCGUUCUUGGGUUCUAUGUCACUCUGACAGUCAACCGCUGGUGGAACCAGUUUGUCAACCUACCCUGGCCUGACCGCCUUAUGUUCCUCAUCUCCAGCUGUGUCCAGGGUCGUGAUGAACAUGGCCGCCUGCUGCGCAGGACGCUGAUGCGCUACGUCAACCUGACAUCCCUCCUCAUCUUCCGCUCCGUCAGCACGGCCGUCUGCAAACGCUUUCCCACCAUGGACCACGUGGUGGAAGCAGGCUUCAUGUCCGCAGACGAGAGGAAGAUCUUUGAUAAUAUCAAAUCCCCCCACCUGAAGUACUGGAUCCCAGUGGUCUGGUUCUCCAACCUGGCCUCCAAGGCUCGCAAGGAGGGACGCAUCAAGGACAGCGUGGACCUCCAGACCAUCCUCAACGAGAUGAACAAGUUUCGGAGCUGGUGCUCCACUCUCUUUGGCUACAACUGGGUUGGGAUUCCGUUAGUCUACACACAGGUAGUCACUCUAGCAGUGUACACAUUCUUCUGCGCCUGCAUCAUCGGUAGACAGUUCCUGGACCCGUCGCAAGGCUACCCUGGUCACGACCUCGACCUGUAUGUCCCCAUCUUCACUCUGCUCCAGUUCUUCUUCUACUCUGGAUGGCUCAAGGUAGCGGAGCAGUUGAUCAAUCCGUUUGGCGAGGAUGAUGAUGACUUUGAAGCCAACUGGUGUAUCGACAGAAAUCUACAGGUAUCAAUGCUUGCAGUGGAUGAGAUGCACAUGAGCAUUCCCAGGAUGACUAAGGACAUUUACUGGAAUGACUCUGAUGCCAGACCGCCCUACACACUGGCAGCUGCUGAAUACUGUAUACCCUCCUUCCUGGGCUCCACCACGGACAUGGGCCUAUCAGACAUUCUGCAGUUUGAGGAGGUCGACACCAACCUCAGCGACUUCCAUCCCCACCGGCAGGAGUCCGUUCUGGGCCGUGUGCGCCGUCUCCUCAGCGUCCAGGACCCCCCAGAGCUGGUCCCGCCCCAGCACGCCUUCAAACGCCACAGCAGUGACAUCUCCAGCAUGUUCUUCCCCUUCGUAUCUGACUGCAGAGUGCACCCUGGGAUAGACGAUUCACAGACUCAGGCGUCCUCGCUCCCCAGAUCCAACCACUUCCCUCCUCCCACCUCCAACCCGCACUCCCCCCACGCCCUGGACACCUUGGGCACUCUGAAGGAGGUGAGCAGCGGCCCCUCCUCCCCCGACACCAAUUCUCGCUCGCGCUCGCGCUCCCCCUCCUACACAGACCUGCCCACAGUGGUGGUCAGCCCGCCUUUCGGCAGCAACGUUGACACGGACAAUAGUGGUCGUCAUAGCGACCCAAAGACGAUGGACAACGGGAUAGUGUCUGGAGGUCUGCUUGUCCAGAACGGUAGCUCACAGCCAGAGCAGGCCUUGCCGAAGCCUGGGACUACAGUAGAGCCGUCCCCCGUGGAGGUAGCUCUGGGGUUGGAUAACCCCGUGUACAGCUCAACCCAGUUGGGCCCCAAGAAGUUUCGCUGGAGUAUCCCCAAAGACAGGGCCAGGCCACGGUGCAGACAUCUGUCCUUCCAGCUGUCCAGGCAGGCUUCAAUGAGCUCUGUUCGUAGCCUGCCCAGUCCCAGGGUACUGGGGAGGAAAACCCCAAGCCUCAAAAGAUCCUCCAACUUGCCAGCUGAACCUGCCCGGCCCAGAGCACCAGACACUGACGUCCAGGCCUCCAGCCAUGAGGAGGGUGACAAGAAGCAGGAACCUGCUGACAGUCAAGGAGACACGGACGGCUCCCAAUCACAGAACUUGUAACAUUCUGGGAAUGUUUAUCUUUGCCGUGCCUUCCUAUAACAAUAUAGGCCUCAACGAGGGAAACUGCACUUUUGAUCAAUUAUUUGUUAAGAUAAUGCUGUGUAUUUAUUGCUACUGCUGUACCUAUAAAAUAUUAAUAUUUCAGGUGGACAUACAUUGUGUAUUAAUUUAAUUUAUCAUUCAUUUUCAGUGUGUGUGCGCAUGAACGUGUGUGCAUAAUUAAGUAUGUUUGUCAACAAGCUAAAGACAAGCCUGUGGUCGAAAGGCCCAAAAGCUACGCUUCCUGAUAUCCCUGCUCGCCUCUCCUGAAGACAUCUCCCUCAACCUGAACUUGAGGAGCAAGGAACUAAAUACAACAUGACCAAUGUGCCCUCUUUACUGAACCAUCCAUAGUUGGACACAACUAAGGGCAUGGAAAACAACGUUAACAGGGCGAUUUAUUCAAGACCAGGAACUAUCAUGCUCUGACAUUG
This is a messenger RNA of Hypomesus transpacificus, 2772 nucleotides long. Its product is annotated as bestrophin-3-like. The coding region runs from base 257 to 2299 and encodes 680 amino acids. The record is from RefSeq and is a predicted model, not a curated record. Gene Ontology annotation, molecular function: chloride channel activity. The transcript is spliced from 10 exons. Lineage: Eukaryota; Metazoa; Chordata; Actinopteri; Osmeriformes; Osmeridae.